Messenger RNA from Hibiscus syriacus, 679 nucleotides. Its product is annotated as protein LATE FLOWERING-like. Lineage: Eukaryota; Viridiplantae; Streptophyta; Magnoliopsida; Malvales; Malvaceae. The transcript has a single exon. The coding region runs from base 1 to 606 and encodes 201 amino acids. The record is from RefSeq and is a predicted model, not a curated record. Gene Ontology annotation, biological process: negative regulation of abscisic acid-activated signaling pathway.
AUGAAAACUGGUAGUUUGUCCACAGGUAUUGAAGAUGUCCAUCGAAAAAAAGUUGUUUCUGACGAUGGGACAACAAGGGUUUUCCCUUGUUUAUUUUGUUCGAGAAAGUUUGACAGUUCUCAAGCAUUGGGAGGCCAUCAAAAUGCUCACAAGAGAGAAAGAAGUGCUGCACGGAAGGCUAAAAGGGCAUCAGAAUAUGGACCGACCGGUAACUUGUCGUCUUCGCCGACAUUACCGAUUGUUUAUGCACCGGCUGCAGCGAGCCACCAUUUGAGUUUCUUACACCCUCCGAUGUAUAUAACAGCUCAUGCUGCCAACUUCCGUUAUUUCCCGAAUCAUCACCAUUUAUCCGACAUGUUUGGGUCGAAUGGUGCGGCCAGGUUUGGUAAUAAUGGUGGGUUUUAUGGUGAGAGUAGCAAUGGUUAUUGCCAAAAUCAUCAAGCUGAAGAGGACGAGCAAAGUUGCUUCGAUUGGCAAAGGAGCAUAAGGUGCAACGGUGACUUCAGUACUCAACAGCUAGCAAUGGCGGACAAUAAUAAUCAAGGCAUUGGAAGGGUUGAUCGUAAGGACAAAGAUCAAAAGCUUGACUUAUCUCUUCGUUUAUGAAUCAAGAGAGAAUGAGGAUUGAUUAGCAAUUUAUUUUUUUGCUAGAGCGUAAUUGCUAUUGUUUUUGCUUUAA